Penaeus vannamei (Pacific white shrimp) is the source of this 1507-nucleotide messenger RNA. RefSeq lists its product as uncharacterized. The record is from RefSeq and is a predicted model, not a curated record. Lineage: Eukaryota; Metazoa; Arthropoda; Malacostraca; Decapoda; Penaeidae.
UGCAUCGCUCGCCGGCUCACUUGGUCCCCGCUGACAGCGCGGGCCGGACUGCAGCCGAGCGCGUUGGCGAUUCCGUCGUGUCGGGGCGAGCGAGGCCGGGCUUCUCUUCGGAGUACAGCGCGUAUAAACACGAUCCGGCGGCGACACGCUUUCCUCGAGCAAGAAAUCUCGUGCAUUCCUGACUUCCGGUGGCUUACUUUGAGGCCGCGAUCCGUGACGUCACGACGAUGAGCGCUGCGAUCAAGACUCUCAUGUUGACAAUGCUUGGGCUGACUUUGGCUUCGUCAGCCGAGACGCGAGGCUACGGGACCCAGGGAGACCUGGCAGUCGACCCCGGAGCCCUGUCCCUGGGGAGCCACGUCGGCGACUGGGGCGAAGCCGCUUGGGGCGGCCGGAUCCACGCCAACGACUCCUUGGCGGCGGAGCAGGACCUCGCGGACAGGGACGAGCGCAUCUUGUUCACCCUCGUUCGCUUCAAGAACUCCGGCUGCACCGUCGGCUCGAACUCCGGGACUUGCUACACGGCGAGCGAGUGCCGGAGCCUCGGCGGCACCAACAUCGGGUCCUGCGCCCGAGGCUUCGGAGUAUGUUGCUACAAGGAGAUCACGUGCGGCGGCUCGUCCUCCACCAACUGCACGUACCUGGUGAGCCCCAACUACCCAAACACGUACAACGAGGCCCAGACGUGCAGCAUGACCUUCACCAGGAACGCCAACACGUGCCAGCUGAGGCUCGACUUCGAAGAGUUCAUGAGUACACAACCAGACAAUUUCGGUGUGUGCCAAGAGGAUCAGUUCACGGUUCCUGGCGAACGGAAGUUUGCUUACCUGUGUGGGAACAAACCUUCAGAACCAUGGCACUUUUAUUUGGAUGUCAACGGAAAGCCCAACCCUACUGUUUUCAACUUCUUAACGACUGCCACAAGUUUCAAUAGGAAAUUCAAAAUCAAGGUCUCUAUGAUUGAGUGCCGCCAAAAAGUGCCUUGCGGAUGCGGCCAGUACUUCACGGGCAUGACGGGCACAAUCCAGAGCUUCAACUACGGCAGCGGCCCAUACCUCGCUGACCUCGACUACGGCAUCUGCACGAGGAAGGAGAAGAACAAGUGCACGACGACCCUCACCACCCUCGGGCCCAGCUUCACGGCCUGCCCCUUCGACCUGUACAGGAUCCCGGUCGGCCAGACCGGCGCGAACAACCUAUUAUUCCCGUCGUUGAACGUGCUGGUGCUCUACUGCCAGUUCUUUAUCGCGAACAACCCGGCGGUCUUUCAGGAUGUGACAACUAUCCCGUCGCCCCUGACGAGCGUGUCCAACGGCCCCUUCAUGAUCUGGCACAUGACCAGCAACGACAUAAUUCCCAACGCCCUUCCCGGCGCCCCCGAACUGGCAGGAUUCUACCAGUCCUUCUCCCACAACCCGUGCUAGCGGAAGGAGGCGGGCGCGCGUGUGCUCUGGGGCUCGGAGCCCAUUUGCAGUGGAUUUGUAUUAUUUAGAUUAAAUAUGUUUAU